This is a messenger RNA of Drosophila montana, 1691 nucleotides long. It is a transcript of the gene gsb, whose product is annotated as gooseberry. The transcript has 2 exons. The record is from RefSeq and is a predicted model, not a curated record. NCBI's taxonomy places the organism in Eukaryota, Metazoa, Arthropoda, Insecta, Diptera, Drosophilidae. Gene Ontology annotation, biological process: regulation of transcription by RNA polymerase II; anatomical structure development. Gene Ontology annotation, molecular function: RNA polymerase II cis-regulatory region sequence-specific DNA binding; DNA-binding transcription factor activity, RNA polymerase II-specific. The coding region runs from base 142 to 1470 and encodes 442 amino acids.
AAAUUUGAAAAAGUAAACUGAUAUAGAAGAAGAGACUUGUGCAAAUUAAAAGUGUUGGUGAACGUGAAAAAGUUAAAGAAAAACAAAACAGAUAUUCAACAAGCCAACUCGAACGGAUUAUAUAUAUAUAUAUAGAUAGAUAUGGCUGUAUCGGCACUCAAUAUGACACCCUAUUAUGCUGGAUAUCCCUUUCAAGGACAGGGACGCGUCAAUCAGCUUGGCGGCGUCUUCAUUAACGGCCGCCCUUUGCCCAAUCACAUACGCCGCCAAAUUGUGGAAAUGGCCGCCGCUGGCGUGCGUCCUUGCGUCAUUUCGAGGCAGUUGCGCGUCUCGCACGGCUGCGUCUCCAAGAUACUCAAUCGCUUCCAAGAGACAGGCUCCAUUCGCCCGGGCGUCAUCGGCGGCAGCAAGCCGCGCGUCGCCACGCCUGACAUUGAGGCCAGGAUCGAGGAGCUGAAGCAAUCGCAGCCGGGCAUCUUCAGCUGGGAAAUACGCGCCAAGCUCAUCGAAGCCGGCAUCUGCGAUAAGCAGAAUGCGCCCUCGGUCAGCUCCAUUUCGCGUCUGCUGCGCACCACUUCGGGCUCCGGAUCGGGCCAUGGCACUGGCUCACACAGCAUUGAUGGCAUCCUGGGUGGCGGCGCCUGCUCCGCGGGCAGCGAGGAUGAGAGCGAGGACGACACCGAACCCAGCGUUCAGCUGAAGCGCAAGCAGCGCCGCUCGCGCACCACCUUCUCCAAUGACCAGAUCGAUGCACUGGAGCGCAUCUUUGCGCGCACUCAGUAUCCGGAUGUGUACACCAGGGAGGAGCUAGCCCAGGGCACUGGCCUGACCGAGGCACGCGUCCAGGUCUGGUUCUCCAAUCGGCGUGCGCGUCUGCGCAAGCAGCUCAACACACAGCAAGUUCCCAGCUUUGGCAGCAGCUCCACAGCUGCCUCAUAUGGUUCUGCUCCUGCCUCCAACAUGGGCAUGGGUCUCUACAGCUCGCAGGCGUGGCCAGCAGCCAGUGGAGCUACUGCCUAUGAGGCACAUGCCGGUGGCUAUGGUGGCUCCACGGCCUCCAUGUCACCCGCCAGCACCAGCAGCGGCAGCAGCUCUGCCGCCCACAGCCCCGUGCAGAGCCAACCCCAGACGCAGACACACGCUGCCGUCGCCAGCAGCAGCUUUAUGAACUCCGCCUAUGGGAUGGGCACAGCCAGCUCUGGUUAUUCCGCCUCGGCUGGAGCCUCCGCUGCUACGUACUCCAUGCCCACAGCUGCCGCCAGCUCGGCUGAGCAGCUGCGCUCACAGUUUGCCUCCGCUGCCGCCUCGGGCUCGCAUCAUCCCUCGUCCUGGGACAGCUACAACUUUGCCGGCUCCUUCUUUCCCAGCGCCAACGCCAAUCACAUGGGCGGCUAUCAUCAGUCAGUCGCUGCCGAGCCCAAGAACUCCAUGAUGCCAGCUGCUCCAACCUAUCCCUACUUUGGCUUCUAGGCCAACCAAAUGCCCAGCACUUGCUCCAGUUUCCCAGUUUUAAGCUUCACUUCUCUUCUAGCUGGCUCUAUUCUUUAAACUGUGCCUGUUUUUUUCUAAUCCUUAACUAUUUGAAGAGUUUUUAGUUAAGAGCUUAAGACUGUUUAAGUUUAGAGGUUACGUUUAGAUUUUUUAAAGGUAUUUAAGUAAUUCUUAAAAUAAGUGCCAAAAUGCUGAAAUCA